AUGGCUUCAUCAAGCUCUUACAACUCUCCCUGUGCUGCCUGCAAGUUCCUGAGGAGGAAAUGUAUGCCAGGCUGCAUUUUUGCACCUUACUUCCCGCCAGAGGAGCCUCAAAAAUUUGCCAAUGUUCACAAGAUCUUUGGAGCAAGCAAUGUGACGAAGCUCCUCAAUGAGCUCCUCCCUCACCAGAGAGAGGAUGCAGUAAACUCCCUUGCCUAUGAAGCCGAGGCAAGAGUAAGGGACCCGGUUUAUGGCUGUGUUGGUGCUAUCUCCUUUCUCCAGAGACAAGUUCAAAGGCUCCAGAAGGAACUUGAUGCUGCCAAUUCUGAUCUGGUUCGGUUUGCCUGCAAUGAAAUCCCAACUGCAUUGCCUGCACCACCAGGAGCAAGCUCAAUUCAAUCAAUGACUCCUCGUCAAAGGCCAGUUGACUAUAACAGAAGGAUGGGCAGUGAAGGGGGUUACUAUCAAGCUCCUGGCAUGACAGUUCCUUAUACUUUUCCUUGGAAUGAUAACCCUUCAGGGGAUGCCAAUGGAGGAGGAGGAGAAGGAAACAUGUGA
This is a messenger RNA of Dovyalis caffra, 555 nucleotides long. The record is from the annotation of a GenBank genome assembly. Lineage: Eukaryota; Viridiplantae; Streptophyta; Magnoliopsida; Malpighiales; Salicaceae.